UAAAACGUGUCUGAAUUAACUGGGUUCUACCUCAUCCUCAGGACCUUAUCUUCAGCUGGACUGGACCCCCCCAGGAACUGGGUAAGUGGAGAGUCUAGAGCCUGAAUCCUUCACCUGAAACAUGACCACCAAUAGCAGCCGAGAACCUCCAUCUUACUUUUCCAUCAUCAAAGAGGAACCAGCCUUUUUCAGCGUUAAAAAAGACAUCAUUGAAGACAUCACCUUCUUGGUUCAGGUGCCUUCCCUGAAAGUAAGGAAGCAAGUCAGGAGGCAAGGUACUGUGGUUUGCCGGGCUCAGGUUGGCUCCCAUCAACUGUGGGUAGGAUCCAGGAUCACACAGCAGCAGGAAUCGUAUAGCUGGAAGAAAGGAGUCCAGGGUGUACAGAGGAAGGAGCAGGAAGCAGAUCCCAGAAGUUUCUCUCCUCUGGAGGACCUGGGACCAGGAUCUCAUCCCCCAGAGGUCUGUGGAGCAUCAACACCAAUUGUAAGAACACACCUUUGUUCCUUCAAGAUAGAAACCAAAUGUUUAUUUCUUGGCCCACACCAGGUAAAGGGGAGCAGGAUGAAACCAGGGUCCAAGAAGAGGGCAGAAGGGUGGAAGAGAGGAAGGGAAGUCAGUAGAAAGAAAGGGUCUCAGAGACUGUCUGAGGCUGACUCUACAUGGACUGAAAUCUGCCUACCAGGGAGAAAAGGGAAUUUUGUACAGAUUUAUGAAACAACCUCACUGAAAGGGGUGGGAGAAAAAGGUGCCACCCUAGGUAACUCUGGAAAUCAGUGGAGUCUACAAAACUAA
This is a messenger RNA of Balaenoptera musculus (blue whale), 793 nucleotides long. RefSeq lists its product as uncharacterized. The record is from RefSeq and is a predicted model, not a curated record. The transcript is spliced from 3 exons. Lineage: Eukaryota; Metazoa; Chordata; Mammalia; Artiodactyla; Balaenopteridae. The coding region runs from base 122 to 793 and encodes 223 amino acids.